Messenger RNA from Peronospora matthiolae, 147 nucleotides. The record is from the annotation of a GenBank genome assembly. Lineage: Eukaryota; Oomycota; Peronosporomycetes; Peronosporales; Peronosporaceae.
AUGGACGAAGACAAGACCAUGCAGCGAGAGAGUAAACUAGUCCUAGUGUCCAUGGGCGAGAAGUACCCGGCACCGAGGCCAAGGAAACAGGGAGAAGUCAUGAUGGUAGGAUACCCCGCAGCGAGGGGCGCACUGACGUUGCCUUGA